ACGUCACUAAGAGAAAUUCAACAUGGCCGACAGCCAGUCGGUGCUAGAUGGCGAAAGUUAGCGAAACGCUUUGGUAAAAAUCUGCAAACCUCUUAGUCUUUGCUGCAGGUAUUUGAACUUUGUUGUGUGCUUAAACUGUAGCAUUACAUCUGGGAACACCUCACACAGUGAACGGAAGUUUAAGUUGAGUUUGUUUGUGAGUAAAAGGCCUCACUAAACCGGAUAUUAGCCACAGUGUUAGCUAGCCGCGUUAGCAGACCAGCGCCUGCUUUUGUUUUUGUUGAGUUAACUAACACAAUGCGCUAGAAGUCUGGCGUUGUGGAGCCUCGUUAACCUUUUAUUAUUUGGCCAUUUUCUUUGUUUUUCUUCAAACUGGACUACAUCUUUUUUAAGGGGCUCUCCCGCGGAGGUUUUUGUUUAGUAUCGGGGGGUGUGGAGUCCUGCCCGUCUUGCAGCGUGUUGACAGUGUUGCUAUUUGAUGCUAGCUUCGCAACAAAGCCAUAUUUAUCAUAAAUUAUAUCAUAAAACAGACACAUAAUCGCUGGACUGUACCUGUCUGGGAACAUUACGAGAACAUGGAUUCAAAGCGCGCACAUGGGAAGCCCCAAACAACCAGACGCGGUGGUGGAGGUGGUGGAGGUGGAGGCAGCAGUAGCAGCGACUCCAGCUGCGGCAGCCCCGCGUCCCCCUCCCGCAGCCCCGCACCGGCGGCGGCGACCAGAGCCCCGAUGCCCGGGGGGAACGCGUUCGCUAACGACGGCAGCUUCAUGGAGAUGUUCAAGAAGAAGAUGGAGGAGGAGGCGAAGAGGAAAAAGGAGACGCAGCAUACAGGUGGAGAGGAGAGAAGAGCCCCCCCCGAGCAAGGACAGACAUCAGAGGACAAGAAGCCCCCUCCCGUGACGAGCUUUGUAAGGGGUUUGGCAGUUGUGGGGAAGCGCAGAGGUGGCGUGUUCCUAAAGACCGGCAUGGUUGCGAAGAAGCAGAAAGACGACUCAGAAGCUGAGCCGGGCAAGAGCGACGCUUGGUCGAAGUACAUGGCCGAGGUAAAAAAGUACAAAGCCCACCAGUGUGGUGACGACGAUAAGACCAGGCCGCUGGUCAAGUAGGUCUCCGAAAAGGCGAACGUGAAGCCACGAUGUUUUGGGGGGGGGAUCAUCUGGGAGAAGCUCCGGGACGGCCGGCCAAUCCCGAGCUUCUCACACUGCCAGAUCAAGUCUCCCUUCACAUCAAGUCUUUCACAAACUGCUUAGAUUGACAGGCCAUUUUUCCUUCUUUUUUUUGUAUUGUUUCUGCUUUAUUUGUUGGACUCCGGUAAUCUAAAAAGUCACACGGUGUUUUCUGUAAACCUGCCGUUUCAUUAUUGAUCAUUAUUAAAUGUUUUCAAAUUUGUCAUGUCUGGGUUGAGUUGGGUUUCAUUAAUGGUUGGGUUUGAUUUAAAAAGCCAAAUCAAGGUGACAAUUAAAUCUACACUGCCCAUU
This is a messenger RNA of Etheostoma cragini (Arkansas darter), 1478 nucleotides long. It is a transcript of the gene trir, whose product is annotated as telomerase RNA component interacting RNase. NCBI's taxonomy places the organism in Eukaryota, Metazoa, Chordata, Actinopteri, Perciformes, Percidae. Gene Ontology annotation, molecular function: 5'-3' exonuclease activity; 3'-5' exonuclease activity. Bases 576 to 1106 code for a protein of 176 amino acids. The record is from RefSeq and is a predicted model, not a curated record. The transcript is spliced from 4 exons.